Messenger RNA from Oncorhynchus masou masou (cherry salmon), 6199 nucleotides. RefSeq names its product guanine nucleotide-binding protein subunit beta-4. Gene Ontology annotation, molecular function: signaling receptor complex adaptor activity; protein binding. Gene Ontology annotation, biological process: G protein-coupled receptor signaling pathway. The record is from RefSeq and is a predicted model, not a curated record. The transcript is spliced from 10 exons. Bases 670 to 1692 code for a protein of 340 amino acids. Lineage: Eukaryota; Metazoa; Chordata; Actinopteri; Salmoniformes; Salmonidae. Gene Ontology annotation, cellular component: cytoplasm; heterotrimeric G-protein complex.
GUCGGCGUUACAAGCUCCUUAAACCAAGAAUAACAUUUUAAAACAAUAUCGUAUCGUUCAGACCUCCGCGAUAGGUGUUCACGUACACUGUAACAAUUUGUUUCCUGUACUCAGUUCUUUCUUUUUGUUGAGGGAGCUGACAGUCAAUACCAUUUUCCUGUGGGUGAAACAAAGCUAUUGCGACACGAUUGAUUUGGUCCUUAUUGUACAAGAAAACGGAACAAGUGGAGAAAAAUCACUGAUAUAAAUCAAGAUAUUGUCUUAAGAAUACGUUUAAACGUGUUUUAGGAAUGAGUAAAAUGAACAUGUACGACAUAUCUGUGAGUGCACCCCUCGGCGUAGGCUGUUGCCAUGUUCCCAGUUUCUUCAUGGGUGUGGUGAUUAGAUUGCUUGGUGAACGUUCAGUCUAAUCCUGCCAGAGUUGCGCGACUGGCUGGCCCUUUAAAUCUGUUAAAUUGUCUGAAAACUAAUAGCGCUAUCUUGACAUUUCUUUCACAGCUGGGACCAUGUAUGCCAUUUGAAAACGGACUACUGUGACACAGAUUGGAACGACGUGGAACCCCCCCCCCUCAAAAAAAAAAUCCAGUUUCAGGUGUCAGCAGGUCUGUGUGAUUUUUACAAACCCAGUUUUCCAAGUGGAGCGUGGCCUGAACACAUCACAGAGGGACAAUGAGCGAGCUGGAACAGUUACGGCAGGAAGCGGAGCAACUACGCAAUCAAAUCCGGGAUGCUAGGAAAGCCUGUAGUGACUCCACUCUUUCGCAGAUCACAGCUGGUCUGGACUCAGUGGGCCGGAUACAGAUGAGAACGCGACGCACUCUCAGGGGCCACCUUGCCAAGAUCUAUGCAAUGCACUGGGGCACCGACUCCAGGUUACUUGUAAGUGCCUCCCAGGAUGGCAAAUUGAUCAUUUGGGACAGCUACACAACAAACAAGAUGCAUGCCAUCCCGCUGCGCUCCUCCUGGGUGAUGACCUGUGCAUACGCGCCCUCUGGGAACUAUGUGGCGUGCGGAGGCCUGGACAACAUCUGCUCCAUCUACAGCCUGAAAACCCGUGAGGGCAAUGUGCGUGUCACCCGCGAGCUGCCCGGACACACAGGCUAUUUGUCUUGCUGUCGUUUCCUGGACGACAACCAGAUUGUGACUAGUUCCGGGGACACCACCUGCGCUUUGUGGGACAUCGAGACUGGCCAGAUGGCCACCAGCUUCACGGGCCACACGGGGGACGUGAUGAGCCUGUCCCUCAGCCCUGACUUCAAGACCUUUGUGUCGGGGGCCUGUGACGCGUCCUCCAAGCUGUGGGAUGUCCGGGACGGCAUGUGCAGGCAGUCCUUCACUGGCCACGUGUCCGACAUCAACGCCGUCUGCUUCUUCCCCAACGGCAACGCCUUUACCACGGGCUCGGACGACGCCACCUGUCGACUGUUCGACUUGCGUGCUGACCAAGAGCUGAUGAUGUACUCGCACGACAACAUCAUCUGCGGCAUCACCUCGGUGGCCUUCUCCAAGAGUGGCCGCCUGCUGCUGGCUGGCUACGAUGACUUCAACUGCAACGUGUGGGACACCCUCAAGGCCGAGCGCGCAGGUGUCCUGGCCGGUCACGACAACAGGGUGAGCUGUUUAGGCGUGACAGAUGACGGCAUGGCCGUAGCUACGGGCUCAUGGGACAGUUUCCUCCGAAUCUGGAACUAAACCCUCCACAUCACCUCCACCUCCAUCACCCCUCCACCAACCCACCCACCCACACCACAGGGCUGGACUUGAGGGUGAACACUGUGUCUUCUCCCCCCACCAACCCACCACCAACUCCACAACACAGGCAAAGUCCCCCCUGUCCAGCUCAUCCCCUCACCCAACCACCCUCCAACAGCCCAAGCCACAGCCAGCGCCGCCGUGGGAAAGUAACAACUCUUUCUACCUUUCCAAGUGACGUUUUUUUACCCACCUAUUACACAGAGGUUUUCAAGUACGUACAGUUAGUGUCCAAUAAAAAAUAAAUGAGACGAGAUUUUAAAACAUUUGCAAAAAAAAAAAAAAAAACUGGCAUCCCCUCUUCUUUUCAGACAGGGGGGGAAUAGAGCGCAUGUUACCGUGGUUACCGCCAAAUUAGAGGACAGUCUGUGUGUAUUAUGUAAAUGUAUAUAUAAAUACAGUAUAUAUGUAUAGCAUUAUGUGUGUAUAUAUGCAUCAUAUAUCCACAUAUAAUGUGUAUGUAUAUACUUUUGUAGUUUAUUUCCCACCCUUGAGUUUUUUUGUUUUGUUUAUUUUUUUUGCCUUAUGUUUUACUUGUUUAAUGUAUAUAAUAUUCACAGUACUACACGAUAACACAAUUCCGAUUUUGUCACUUGCCCCAUGUACAACAUAAUGUACAUGUCAGUAUGCAUGUGUGUGAGAGUGUGUGUAUGUGCGUGUGAUGGUCUACUGGCAAAGGUAUACACACGUUCUAUAACUAUAAUACUGUAUAUUCAUAUGUUGAUGAUUGCGGUAACGAUAGGAGUUGUGAUCUGUUGGCAUUCCUCUAAACAAACAUGGCUUUCUUUUCGAAACAGAGCCAUUUGUGGUCGUUUGUAGAGACAGCUUCUAGACUACAAAGGUUAGGUUUUAGUCUUGGCUGCGUUUUAGCCCAAUCCCUUUUCUAGAAACUGGUUUAACUAGGUAUUGAUACACAGCUCCUGUAGUUGUUUGGAGGCGCAGUCUCGCUAAGCCCCUCUAACAAACUCAAACAGCGUGAAACGACGGCCUAGAGAGACACUCGCAGGGGUCUCGGGCUGUGUUCAAAACCGCUGUUGUACGGCGAAUAGUAUAACAUCACUCCCACGCCUUGCAAAUCAACAACAGUGUGAUAAGGAAUAAAUAUGUUGCGAUCAUUCACUAAUAGAGACUUUACUGCAUAUACCCCAAAGCCUUUACGUCUCCACCGCGGAUGGAGACGGGGGCCGGUCUGAAACGUAGGGCCCCAAACUGACAGGGGGGAGGUUAACUAGGAAUGUGAUCCUGGAGCUACUGGGAGCUAGCUCAAGCCUGUAUCGUAAGACUAAAUAAGUACCGAUAACCGGAAAUGCUGGCAGUCUAUACAAUCUCUACCAUAGGCUGGUCAGUAGAAGCAUUGUGAAAAGAUGUGAAAAGGAAAGACUGCUCACUAUAUGAGCAGUGAGUGACUCUCGUAAUUCCUUCCCUAUGAGUGGACAUGAGGGAAGAUGCCUGUAAUAGCUUUUUGCUAUGUCCUCUUCAAUUCUAGGGAUUUAAAAAAAAAUCUUGAUGACCAUCAAUAGGGUGGUUUAGUUGAGUGUGGAAUGUAACGCUCUUGGUUCAGAAUUCUCGUCAGCCACUCAAAAUCACACUAGUGCCACCACGAGCCUGUAAAAAAAGAAAUGCUUGAAAAAAAAUGUGUCUGUAUUUAACACGUAACGUUUCUUCUCACCAAAACAAAUGUUAUGAACAGUUUUAAGUAUUGCUAGCAAAGAAAGUACACUUGGUAGAGAGCUAGAUAAUGCACACAUACACAACAAACUGUAGUCCAAAUGUAAGCAAAGAGCACAUGCAACAUACUCACCAAUAGAGGAAAGGGGGUAUCUCUCACAAUACUCUCUCACAAUACUUUGUUAGUUUGUGCAUCAGUCAUUUUCCGUUUUCCUCGCAAGAUAACUUUGGUUGGGAGGCAACGCUUCAAUAAGGGUGCCUAUUUACCCUCACAUCCUAAAAUAUCUAGAUAACAGUACAUGGAUUGGAUCCAUGUGGAAUGGAUCAGAAUGGUCUGUGGCUUGAGAUCAGUUAAAUCUCCAUUCUGCCUUACUGUACAUGCAACGAAGCCAAUCCCAUUGCCAACAUUGACCGGAACUGGUCAGGAACUCAAAUGUUGGGCCUGCUUGUUCAAGACUUUGGCUUUUUAUCCACCUGUAGGCAGUUCACUUGACCUCAAUCACCCAGUCGCCUAAUGAGGCUCCACUAUUUCAAGUGGGCCCAAGAGAAUGUGAAAGUAAUUGUCUUAUUUUUAAAAGUUCAUAUUCUGUCAACUCAUACCCAAAUCAUGUUAUUGACUCAUCCUAUACUCGUAUUUGUGGCCAAAGCUUAACUUGGGGACAAAACACUUUAAAAAAAAUAAAUAAUAAUUUCCUCAUAGAGGAUGAGCUGGCCAAUCAGUGGGCUAAUCUUUUUAAUGACCGGUCAAUGCCCACACAGUUCUGCUUUUUAACAUACAAUAAAAUAAGUGAUUAUAGGUCAUAUUUCAUAGAAAUCUGGAAACACUGGACAGUUACUUUAAAAGAUAAUUGUAUCCUUUUCAAAUAUUGGCACUGGGUAAAGAAUGAGGCAGGCAAUAACCUGCUAUAACAAAGUCAAAUGAUUUGCUGAAAUCAAGCAAUUGUGAAGCACAGAGACUCGUCAGUACUAUAGUAAACACUAAAAGCCAAGCUUACAGAUGACCACAACCGAAGACCUGCAAACAGCAUGCAUCUUCCAAUAGCUUCUCGAAAGUGCUGUACAUUAUUUUAUACAAUUCUGCUUUCUGUCGUACAAUUUGUUGUAUUUAUUGAUUACAAAGAAAACCCUUUGAUCAUUUAGUGAUUUAUAGUAGCCGUUUAUUUGGUUGUACGUUUUUAGCUGUUUUACCUGGCUUUGCAUUAAUUAAUUUGAGAAUAAAUGUAAUAGAAAUGGCUGGUGGUUUAUUAAGCCCCAAAAAACACAAAACACAUCCUUGGGCUGACUUGGAUGUAAAAUGUAUUCCAUAUCAGUGUUGAAAUUCUCACUGAUCUGUGUGGGUAACAUACAUGCCGGUAAUAAGUGUUACUUUUCGCAUUUGUGCCAAUGUUACCCACUGACCCUGAGCUGUGAACUGAAAACAUGUCAUAAUUGACAACUCAUUGUGUUUCUUCUCUUGCUUACAGAAAGUGCCAGCUUUUUCCCCCUGAAUCAAAAUCUAAUCCGUCAUUUUUUUACACUUGGCCUGUAACAAGGUCCUCUGUUGACUUCAUAAGGUGCCCAAUAAAAGAGAAGUGUCCAGAACUUAUGGAUAUUCCUUCAAUGUUGAAUCACUUUCUGUUUUGCUUUCAGUUCCCCAUAUGAAAUUAAUCUACCCAUUGUGAAUGAUGAGGAUCCAAUGAGAGAAACGUAGCCCUUUUAAGACAGGAAAUACAGAUAAAAAGGCAGGAUGAAGUUAGGUCAUUUUACAUCAACAUGGCUGCCAGGGAACCUUACCCAAACUCCUGAAAGCAACUUUGAAGUUGGUUGUGUUGAUUCUUCAGCUCAGACAUCAUCUGUGACAAUACAGCACCACAGCCCUUACUAGCCAAAAAAAAGUAUAUUCUGUAACACAAAGAACACCCCAGAGGCUUUACCACAGUGCUCAAUAAGAUGCAACAGUAUUAUUACUAAAAUAGUGACCGCAUUAACAUGUGCCUGUGCAGUCCCAAUGAUCAGGUUAGUUCGCUGGGACCAAUGGUUUCUAGGCAUCAAUAGUCAAAGGUGCUCAAUCUCCCUGUAUUUGACCAUGUCAUUGUAUUUCCUUUGUCUCCUUUAGUUGUAUUCAUCAUAUGAAACAACUAUGUCAUAAGAGCAACCGUGACAGCAUGUGCUCUACCGGAUGGGAUGCCGAGACCCAGUCUGCAACGAACAUAGCGUGUGUUGGUUUUCAAGUCUCCUUGACAUACAUAGCCAAAGUAAUUGAAAAGCCUGAGCUUGUACUUGCCUGGAUUUACAGGUCUAAGGGGAAUGUAAGUAAAUCAGCAUGCGUUGCGUUUACAUGUGAACUGUUUACUCGUGGACUGAGGUGGAGUAUUAUCCAUGCAUCGAAGCAGUGUUUUAGAGGUGUUCUUUUCAAAAUCGUAAAACGGAGUAGCGCAUAUCGAGAGAAACAAACACACGAGAAUCAAACAUUGAAGUUGUACCCCAGCUGUCCUUUUGAUAAUUAGCAUUACAUUUUGCGAUCACCACAAACACAAAUUAAUGCACUGCCUUUUGGCUCUGAUCUAUUCUGACAGUCUUAUUUAUUUUUUUGUGUUUUAAAGCUAGUGAAAACCAGGGACAUGGUGCCAUGAUUUCUCUUACAGUGCUAUUGUGUGAAAUUAUAAUCACUUGUUAUGGAAUAAUUUUUUAUAGUCUUUUUCACACCAAUUCCUUUUGUGUAUUUGUACAGUGGCUUGGUGAUACUGAUAUGUUGCCAUGAGUUGAUAUUGUAACCAAUAAAAAAAAAGCUUUAACCAAG